Molecule: messenger RNA, 889 nt
Organism: Halichondria panicea
Lineage: Eukaryota; Metazoa; Porifera; Demospongiae; Suberitida; Halichondriidae
Exons: 6
Coding region: 2-796 (264 amino acids)
Cellular component (GO): axon; cytoplasm
Source: RefSeq, a predicted model, not a curated record
AAUGGCCAUGAAGGAAGACAGUGGUGAUGGUUGGUCCGCUUUCUCUGCUCCUACUCAUAGCGAAUGGACGCGCUUCACUGGCGCUACACAGCGAUCACUUCUGGAGACAUGCUUCUCACUAGUGCAGCCUUCCCCUCCUCCCUCAGAGGAAAGCUGCAUGUGUGUGGACCCAAAGUCCUGGUCUGUGUUGGUAGGCUCUGCCCUACAUCCCGCACUACCUCUGUUAACCUCUCAUGGUCCCAUUGAUGAACGUCGUCCACCACUGGACCUUCCCUCGGACUGCGAGGGAUUUGACUGGUCAUCCGAGUCCCGCUGCCAGAUACUACCCACCCUCUUCAAACCUGCUAAACCAGAGAGUCCAGUUGACAUAUCCUUCGAUCAUUACAGAGCUGCACUAGGUUUGUCUAGUCUGGAUGUGGAGGAACUGCGCACCAUGACAGAGGAGAUGAGAGCAAAAUUCACACGACUGUCUAGAACUCUAGUAGAGGGUUUGGAAGAACGAGAUUGUUGGGCUGGAGAACUAGACGUCAAGAAUCGAUUUGUGGGAGCUCUGCUUCGAGUACAGUCUCUACGAGUAAAGAAGGCUGUCAAAGAUGAGGGAAAGUAUCUGCACUCAGUGCUCCCCUACCAUUGCCCUGAGGGACUGCUCUGGUCUAACCAGCUCCUCACAACACUAACAGCCAUACUCGAUGCUAUUGUUGAAGACAGUCCUAAAGUUCCAAGUCUUGCCUCUGACUACAUACAGGAACACAUCCUCAAGACACCAAACAAAGAUUGGACUAACCACAAACACUGAUAAUAGUUCUACACUUUUUAUCUUUAAUAAUUUAUCUGUGCAGAUUAUAUUUAUUGCAAUUCUAAGAACAUGAAAGAUUGUCAAUGUUCAAAA